Malassezia globosa CBS 7966 is the source of this 411-nucleotide messenger RNA. RefSeq lists its product as uncharacterized. The transcript has a single exon. Gene Ontology annotation, molecular function: histone H2A acetyltransferase activity; histone H4 acetyltransferase activity; protein N-terminal-serine acetyltransferase activity. The coding region runs from base 1 to 411 and encodes 136 amino acids. Gene Ontology annotation, cellular component: nucleus. NCBI's taxonomy places the organism in Eukaryota, Fungi, Basidiomycota, Malasseziomycetes, Malasseziales, Malasseziaceae. The record is from RefSeq and is a predicted model, not a curated record.
AUGCAUGAGCGUAUAUUUGAGCUGCUUGAGCAGAAUAUGAAGGCUUUGUAUGAUGAGACAAGCUCGUGGGAUCCGUGGCUCAAGCGCGAUGAACUAUUGCAUCCAAAGUCGCGAUUCCUCUUAGCAUUCGAAGAUCACGAAAAUACCCUGACAUUCCAAGGCGUUGCUCAGCGUCGAUCUGGCCGGUUCUGUGAAAAACCACAGACCCAGCAUACACUGCAAGGGUUUGUGAUGUGGCGAUUCGACACAGAUGAUACAGUACCUGAGGAUCCUUAUUCGUUGCAAGGGGAAAGCGACGUGGAAGUCGCGUACUGGUACGUGGAAAUGUUAGAAAUGAUGAUUCAGAAAGCUGACUCCUUGCUCAUAGUUACGAGGUGCAAGUGGCGCGUGAAUGGCAAGGUCGUCAUGUAG